Molecule: messenger RNA, 2823 nt
Organism: Macrosiphum euphorbiae (potato aphid)
Lineage: Eukaryota; Metazoa; Arthropoda; Insecta; Hemiptera; Aphididae
Source: the annotation of a GenBank genome assembly
AUGAGUUCGCCGAGAAGUAAGCCAAUCGCAUACCGUUCAUACUCGACCAAAACACAGUCAACAAAAGUGUUGAGUGGUGAAUAUAGCGGUAGUGAGAGUGAAUCAUUUGAUGACACCAACGAUGGGCGCAGAACAGCAAUUAGACAAGAACCACAGGGACAAGAAACACAUAAAGACUUCAGCAUAUCAUCACCUUCUGCUUAUGAUACACUAAUUAUUCAUAAUGAUGAUGGGUCCAGGUUCAGUUCUGGCAUACCUAAAUAUCGUUAUGGAAAUAGGGAAGAAAUAAAAAGUCAAGGACAUAAAAAUGGUGGACGACAGAUCGUUGACAUGGGUGUAAGGGAAAUAACCAAUAUACCAGAUGAUUAUCUCAGUCAAUCUCAUGUCUUAAAACACCUCGCUAAAGAAGUUAAGGUGGAUCCAUCGAAACGCGACACUAACUUGUCUCGAUGGCAUGAUACUGAUAAGAAUAUGUGGUUACCAGAGUAUCGACCAGUUCCUAUUAGAAAUCUGGUUAAAUCAAAGUCUCAACCAAAUUUGGGUACAGGUUUGUUAAAAAUUGAACGUUCUGAUACGGAUCCCAUGAGACACACACUAGGAAAUACUAGAAAAGAUCAAAAAAUGUUGUCCAUAGUGGACUGUUUGAUGAUGGAAAAUAAAAGUCUGAAAAUAGAACUGGAAUCGUGCCAUCAAAAAGUUGCCAAAUCGUACAGGCUUGAACAAGAAGUUUCCAAGGUGUAUCGUUCUCACCAAGAACUUGUAGAAUCAAGUGAACGGCGUGAAAGACUUGAACGAACAGCUCGAUUAAAACUUCAAGCAGAAGUUAGGCGUUUACAAGAAGCGAACCGUUCUAUAAUACGUGAUCAAUCAUUGUCUUCCUCAAACAUAGUAGAUAAUAAUCAAAUGGUAAAACGUGAGAACAUGAUAGCUCAAUUGAUAACCCAGAAUAAAGACUUGUUAGCAGCUAAAGAUCGCCAAGAAAUUGAAUUAGCUGCUCAACGUGCUACACUUGAAGAGCAACGCACUCAUAUUGAUAUUUUAGAUACUGCAUUAACUAAUGCUCAGUCUAAUGUUGUUCGCCUAGAAGAAGAAUGUCGUAAGAAGCAAGUUCAUGUGGAAAGAGUUGCCCAGCUUCAAAGAGCAUUGUCUUCUCUUCAACUGGCUAGCGACCGUCGUGAGCAGACUGAGCGUAAACUUCGACUUCAGCUGGAGCGAGAACUGCGGAACGAACGUGCACGCAAUAAUAAUGCUUCUCAAGAUGGUUCAGCUGAAAAUGAACCGGGUGAAAGCUUACCCGAAUUAAAGCGUAUGCUACGGGAAAAAGAUGAAAAAAUAAUGCGACUAGAAGGUGAAGUUGCAAAAUGGGAACAACGAUAUCUAGAAGAAAGUGAAUUACGUCAAGCUGCUAUAGAUGCUGCCAGUGUACCAAAGGAUGCAAAAAUAGCAGCAUUGGAAAAGACAGGUCAAGAAAGUGAAAAACUAAUUGCGGAAGCACGAUCAGACAAGUUAAAAAAAAUGGAAGAAGUUCAUGCAGCACAAAAAAAAGUCAGCGAAUUGGAAUCGCGAAUGAAAGAGUUGGAAUCUAGAUUGGCAGAACGUGAUGCAAUGAUUAGAGUGUUGCAAAAGAAACAUAGUUUUGAAAAGGAUGUGUCCGGGUCAUAUCCAAGUAUAUGUCUCAGUCAUCAUACUCCACAUUCAAGUCUUAAUACUACAGACCUAACUUCUGAUGACCUCGGUUUUGGCUCAAACAAUUCAUAUACAAGUAGUGUGGACAGUACUUAUCAUCACCACCAUGGUAAUAAGUAUUCAUCUACAAAUCAGAGUUUUGACCAUAAAUCAUUAGAUGACCAACUAAAAGAAUUGGACUCGCAGCUAUUGAACAAGAGAGGUCUUUGCUGUUUUCCAGGCUUCUCUCAUACGGGCUCUUUGUCGCGAAAAGCAAAAACACCCCAACCACUACUGGAGGGUGUAACUGGAAAUUUCCUCGGUCACCGGGCUGAUGACAUCAUGCUUUUGGAGAAACAAGGUUUGUGUUCACAAGCACAACGUCAAACACAAGAAAGCCGUUGUGGAAGUUUACCUCCUAGUUCACUUCCUCGGCCAAAACGACACAGGAAAUCUAGCAGCAAAGUCGGAGAGUAUGGUCGACUCAGUGAUUCGGACGUCAAGUCAAAAGAUGUGAAAAAGUUAGGUGAAUACAGUCAUUUCAAUGAUAGCCGUAAGAAUUCCUUGAAUUCUCUGGAUACAUCUAGUGAUGCUAGCACAGCUCCAAAUACACCUACUGAAUGUCCCUCUUCUGUUAAGUUUGAACCAUUAGAACGAUCACUCAGGCAAUCACCUUUACCACCAGAUGGACGUUAUCGUAGAUCUAGCCGUGAAUCAGAUGUAAUUACCUCUAGAGAAUCAUCUUGGACUGGGCCUAGGGAGUCUUCAUCUAGAAAUAGUGUCAACCGAGAAUCAAGAUCUAGUAUUACCAGAGAAUCUCCAACUAGGGCAAUAAUGGUUGGACCUAGAGACUCGCCAGGAAAGAGUAUACUUGAUCCGCCCAGAGUAAUGGCUAGAGAAUCUCCAGGUCGUUCGUUUUACAAAGAUACACAACGAAGCUUUAUCCCACCACCUAGAAAAAUUGAUUUUGGAAAUUUGGGCACACCGGAUUCGAGUAAGAUAUCAAACAUUGAAUCCAAAUUGAGAAUAUUCUCUCCAGGGGGGGUUCAAGGAAGAAGAGGAUCACUGCAAAGAGAUGGGAUUUACAAGGGAGACUCAAACAAUAAGAAUGGUGUUCGGUCACUGCCUACUCCAAACAAAUAUAAAAUUCAGUUUUAA